Octodon degus (degu) is the source of this 1909-nucleotide messenger RNA. RefSeq names its product mesothelin. The record is from RefSeq and is a predicted model, not a curated record. Gene Ontology annotation, cellular component: cell surface. The coding region runs from base 98 to 1768 and encodes 556 amino acids. Gene Ontology annotation, biological process: cell-matrix adhesion. Lineage: Eukaryota; Metazoa; Chordata; Mammalia; Rodentia; Octodontidae. The transcript has 15 exons.
CCACCCGGCCAAGGGCGUCUUCCUGAGGGGUGGAGCCGGGCAGGCUGCACAGCAGGGAAAAUAGCCAGAUGCUGCUUCAAGUGCCCUCAAAGAAGAUAUGGCCUUGUCAAUAGCUCGACUUCUCCUGAGAUCCUGCAAGAUCUUCACCCACAGCAGCCUUCUGCUGCUCCUCAGCUUGGGGUGGGUGCAGCCUCCGAGGGCCCAGACAGUUAUGACCCAGCAGGAGGCUAUAUUCCUCAACCCAGUCUUGGCCAACAAGAGUGAUCUUGCCAGCCCAGACUUCUUUACGGGCCCCCAGUCCUGUACCCAGUUCUUCUCCGGCAUCGCCAAGGCCAAUGUGGAUGUGCUCCCGCGGGGGGCUCCUGAGCGGCGGCGGCUGCUGCUUGCAGCUCUGGCCUGCCAGGGUGUUCAGGGGUCUCGGGUGACUGAGGACAACGUGCAGGCCCUGGGAGGCCUAGCUUGUGACCUGCCUGGGCACUUUGUUGCCAACUCUGCGGCAGUCGUCCUCCCCCGGCUGGCAGCCUGCCCAGGACCCCUGGACCAGGAUCAACAAGAGGCAGCCAGGGCAGCUCUGCAGGGUGGAGAAACACCCUAUGGCCCCCCAUCAAGGUGGUCGGUCUCCACGUUGGAUGCCCUGCAGAACCUGCUGGCUGUGCUGGACCACUCUAUCAUCUGUACCAUCCCCAAGGGGAUCACAGAUGCCUGGCUGCAUCGUACCUCCCAGGAGCCAUCUGGGCAAUGGCCAGAGCUGACUACCAUCCUUGUGAGGCUCAAACGGAGCACAGUGGAGAAGUUCUGUCCUCCAGGGCGGAAGCCCCAGGAGGUGGAGGAAGAGCUCUUCUUCUAUGAAAACUGGGAACUGGAGGCCUGCAUGGAUGGUGCCCUGCUGGCAGCCCAGAUGGACCGAGUGAAUGCCAUCCCCUUUACCUACCAGCAGCUCCACAUCUUUAAGCGCAAGCUGGAUGAGGCCUACCCACAAGGCUACCCUGAGUCCCUGGUCCUGAGCCUGGGCUACUUCUUCAACCUCAUGAGCCCUGAGGACAUUCAGAAGUGGAAUGUGACCUCCCUCAACACCUUAAAAGCUCUGCUCAAAGUCAGCAAAAGGCCAAAUAUGGACACUAAGGUGGUCACCCUGAUUACCCGCUACCUGCAGGGGAGUGGCCAGCUGGACAAAGAUACUCUGGAUGUCCUGGAUGGCUUCUAUCCCACCUACCUGUGUGCCCUCAGUCCUGAGCAGAUGGGGUCUGUGCCUGUCAGCCUCUUGUGGGCAGUCAGGCCUCAGGACCUGGACUCAUGCAGCUCAAAGCAGCUGAAUGUUCUCUAUCCCAAGGCCUGCUUGGCAUUCCAGAAUGUGAGCAGGCCAGAGUACUUCAGGAAAAUCGAGCCUUUCCUGGGUGGGACCUCCUUAAAGGACUUGCAGGUCCUCAGCCGCCAGAAUGUAAACAUGAGCUUGACCACGUUUAAGAAGCUGCCAGUCAAGACUGUGGAGCGGCUGACUGUGGCUGAGGUACAAAACCUUCUGGGACCACACAUGGCAGACCUGAAGGCAGAGGAGAGGAACAGUCCUGUGAAGGAAUGGAUCUUCCAGCAGUGGCAGGAAGACCUGGAUAGGCUGGGGCUGGGGCUCCGUGGUGGUAUCCCCAAUGGCUACAUGAUCCUGGACUUCAACUCACGACGAGAGGCCUUCUCUGGAGGAACCCCCCUCUUUGCAUCUGGACUUGUGCUGGCAUUGACCCUGGUUCUGCUUGUGGCUGGGACUCUGAACUGAGGCUACCAUUUCCAACGCCCCUGGCCCUUGCCCACUGUGGAGCUCCACUAUGGGGGAGCAGGCCCAGGUGAUCAUUGUCUUUCCCAAGGGCAUCUGAAUUCAAUAAACUGGCCCAUCCCUCUGCAGACAAGCUCUGUGCCG